AGCAGGCCCCGCCCCGCCCCGCCCGAUCCUGCCAGGCGCUCCAAUCGCUUGUAGAGAUCAUCGCUGGACCCAGGCGGUUGUGUCGAUCUCCGCUCCAACUGGAGACCAGGUCCAAACCAUGGCGGAGAAGACUCAAAAGGGUGUGAAGAUUGCUCCUGGAGCAGUUGUGUGUGUAGAAAGUGAAAUUCGGGGUGAUGUAACCAUAGGACCUAGGACGGUGAUCCACCCUAAAGCACGCAUUAUUGCCGAAGCCGGGCCCAUCGUGAUCGGUGAAGGUAACCUCAUAGAGGAACAGGCGCUUAUCAUAAAUGCUUACCCUGAUAAUAUCACUCCUGAUGCUGAAGAUCCAGAACCGAAACCUAUGAUCAUUGGCACCAGUAAUGUGUUUGAAGUUGGCUGUUAUUCUCAAGCCAUGAAAAUGGGAGAUAAUAAUGUUAUUGAAUCAAAAGCAUAUGUAGGCAGAAACGUCAUAUUGACAAGUGGCUGCAUCAUUGGGGCUUGCUGCAACCUGAACACGUUUGAAGUCAUCCCUGAGAAUACGGUGAUCUAUGGUGCAGACUGCCUUCGUCGGGCGCAGACUGAGCGGCCACAGCCCCAGACACUACAGCUGGAUUUCCUGAUGAAAAUCUUGCCAAACUACCACCACCUAAAGAAGACUAUGAAAGGAAGCUCAACUCCAGUUAAGAACUAAGAACAAUACAUGACAUCAAGAUAAGAGUUUGUCUUUGACCACUGUCUUUUGAAAGGGCCACAGUGUUCAUGCACUCUUAGCAGUUCCCAGAAUAAUCCAUGUUGACUUUAUUUUGUAAAAUUGAGUCAGAGAGGAAGGUAAUGGGUUUUCACUGUAACUGUCCUUUGUAAUUUAUAUAAAUGCAUUAUUUUCUUAUAUCCUUUCUCCUGAGAAUUUACAGGUUUAGUUUAUUUUUCUUUUGUCAGAUAAAAUGUUGGCUAUGGAUUUUAGUUGUAUAAAACACUCCCUGUGAUAAGGAAGGACAUAUUGCUGUGUAUUUAUAUUCUAGAAUAUAUUGUACUAAAUAAAAAUGCUAUUGGCAGGA
Molecule: messenger RNA, 1055 nt
Organism: Lutra lutra (Eurasian river otter)
Lineage: Eukaryota; Metazoa; Chordata; Mammalia; Carnivora; Mustelidae
Gene: DCTN6
Product: dynactin subunit 6
Exons: 7
Coding region: 119-691 (190 amino acids)
Biological process (GO): mitotic spindle organization
Cellular component (GO): dynactin complex
Molecular function (GO): dynein complex binding
Source: RefSeq, a predicted model, not a curated record